Molecule: messenger RNA, 474 nt
Organism: Apiotrichum porosum
Lineage: Eukaryota; Fungi; Basidiomycota; Tremellomycetes; Trichosporonales; Trichosporonaceae
Exons: 2
Coding region: 1-474 (157 amino acids)
Source: RefSeq, a predicted model, not a curated record
AUGCGCACAGUCUCGCUGCUGGCAGCAGCACUCGCAUUCGCGUCCGUGGCCAUGGCCGCACCCAUCCCAGGCGACGACGAUACCACCACUCCACCCGCCGCCGCGGCCACCGACAACCCCGUCGUUGACGUUAUCUGGUCCACUGCCCCCCACUCGUUCCUCGUCUCGACCGAGACACCCAUCGUCGGCGAGGAGAUUGCCCUCUCAUGGAGCGGCGGCGUCGCCCCAUUCAACAUCUCGGUCGACUCUUAUCAGCCGACGUCGACCGUCGGCCAGCGCGUCGUCGAGGCCUGGCGCGAACCCUCCAUGAUGGUCCACAACAAGUGGACCGCCAACGGGUCAAAUACAUCUUGGGUCGCAAACGUUCGCCCCGGGACAACCCUUAUCUUCAAGGUCACCGGCGCUGACGGUGCAUCGUCCGUCGUCCCGCCCGAGUCUGAAAACAAGGCUGGCUACUACGUCGUCAGCCAGUAG